AAAGUGAGAGAGCGUGAGCGAGGUUUUUUUGCGAGUUUCGGCUUUGCACUGUAGGCUGUAGUGGCUGUGCCUGCGCGUGUAUCCUCGUCAGUGGCUUGAAGGUGCAUUCAAAGGGGGGGAACGACGGGGUAAACGUACCGAGUGGAAUGAAAGAAGCGUAGAGCGAGCUGAAUUUAGAGAACGGCCACGACAGAGGCACCGCGGCAGCAGACAGCAGACAGACACCAAGUGGACUGAGGGAGAGAGACGCACACAUAAAGAAGAAAUCGGAGGGGCCAGUUGACAGUUGUCGGGUAGCCCUUUUAGAGUCUACAGAAGGAAAGACCGUGGACAGGAAUCAACAUGGCAGAUGCUGAUUUGGAUUUUACAACAGGCGAUGCUGGGGCCUCUGCCACCUUCCCCAUGCAAUGUUCGGCCCUACGCAAAAAUGGCUUUGUGGUGCUGAAGGGGAGACCCUGCAAAAUUGUGGAGAUGUCCACCUCCAAGACAGGCAAACAUGGCCACGCCAAGGUCCACAUGGUGGGUAUCGACAUCUUCAGUGGGAAGAAGUAUGAAGAUAUCUGUCCUUCCACGCACAACAUGGACGUCCCAAACAUCAAGCGAAUGGACUACCAGUUGAUUGGCAUCCAGGAUGGGUACCUGUCUCUGCUCCAGGACAGCGGAGAUGUGCGGGAAGACCUGAAGAUGCCCGAGGGAGACCUGGGAAAGGAGAUUGAGAACAAGUUUGAUGCUGGAGAGGAAAUUCUGAUCACAGUCCUGUCUGCCAUGAAUGAGGAGUCUGCAGUAGCCAUCAAGGCCAUGGCCAAAUAACCAGCUACAGGGCCUUGAGGAGAUGCACUGGACCCGGAAAAAACAGAGAGAAAAAGACCUCAGCAAUGCUCUUCUCCCACUUUUUACCUCUUUCUUUCUUUCUUUCUUUUUUUCUUGCCUCUUUCCUCUUUUUCUUUUGUUCUUUGCAGCCUCUUUCCCUUUCACGUUCUAUGAUAGCCCUUUUAAAAAAAAAAAAAUGGGUUUGAUAAUUGGAAACUGCUAAAUAAUAUAUAAAAAUAUUCACAAGAUAGUUACUUAUAGAACCCAGUGAAUGUUAGAAAAUGGCAAAACACACACAUGUACAUCUUCAUGGAGAACGAAGAGAGUUGUGUGUGUGUGUGGGGGGGAGGGGGAGGGGGGGGGGGUGUUUCUCUGUUCUGUACAGUCCAACCUGCUGUGUGUAGAUGCUAUCUUGGCAAACACGGGAGAAGUCAAGGUACAGGCUGGCGGGGUAGGCGACAUGGGUAACCACGGAAUGUUUUUUUUUAGUAAAGGCAACAAAGAAUCACAAGUAUGUAUUCUAUAAACACUUCAUUCUGUUCUGA
Alosa sapidissima (American shad) is the source of this 1355-nucleotide messenger RNA. RefSeq names its product eukaryotic translation initiation factor 5A-1. The transcript has 6 exons. The record is from RefSeq and is a predicted model, not a curated record. The coding region runs from base 343 to 810 and encodes 155 amino acids. Gene Ontology annotation, molecular function: ribosome binding; translation elongation factor activity; RNA binding. Lineage: Eukaryota; Metazoa; Chordata; Actinopteri; Clupeiformes; Clupeidae. Gene Ontology annotation, biological process: positive regulation of translational elongation; positive regulation of translational termination.